Molecule: messenger RNA, 492 nt
Organism: Aspergillus calidoustus
Lineage: Eukaryota; Fungi; Ascomycota; Eurotiomycetes; Eurotiales; Aspergillaceae
Source: the annotation of a GenBank genome assembly
AUGUAUCCCUUCUGGCUCUCCGCCCUCGUCAUCACACUGCCAGCCCUCGAGUUCCCGCUUAUCUUCGCGCUACAUCCAGCAGCUCUAGGACGCCCCGCGCCGACUCCCACUCCCGCCUCCCCGCCCUCCGCGGCACAACUGGCGCUGCAAGCGGCAGUCUUCUUCCUACUCGAGGCCUUCAGCCGUGCAGUUCUUCUCCCGUCCAUAGUCGGGGUGGUAGCACGACGGGAGCGGCAGCGGGAGCACGACCAGCACAACGGCCACGGCCACGACCAUGGCGAUCCCGGUGCGGAGGAUGGAAUGACGACGGCCACGGCGAUUAUCAUGGACUAUUCGACCCCGCGCAUUGCCCUUAUGGUGGGAAUAGCAGUUAUGGGCACUCCAUCGAGGCUUAUGAGGCCCCUGGGCACAUUGCACCCGUUGAGUAUGACGGGAUGGAUGAUCGUCCACCAGAACCUGGCUGCGUUGGUUCGGUGCAGGGGUCCGGCUUGA